CGCGGCGCGGCGCGGCCAGAGGCCGCCCGGACGCAGAGGGGCCCUCGGAGCGGCGGGGAGCUGCCGGAGCGCGGCCGGCAUGAGCCAGGUGCCGAGGAAGCUGCAGGAGGAGGAGGAGGGGGACGAGGAGGAAGAAGAGGAGGAGGAGAUCGUGGGGCUGGCGGGCUACGGGGACGGGGCCGAGUCCUUCUCGGAUGGGGACGCGGAGAGCGGCGGCGACGAGACGUUUUUGGAUUUCAAUGAUCCCUUCAGUACCGAAGUUAAGCCAAGAAUCCUGCUAAUGGGAUUGAGAAGAAGUGGGAAGUCUUCCAUUCAGAAAGUUGUCUUUCACAAAAUGUCGCCAAAUGAGACCCUCUUCUUGGAGAGCACAAACAAAAUCUGCAGAGAGGAUGUUUCCAACAGCUCCUUUGUCAACUUUCAGAUAUGGGAUUUUCCUGGGCAGAUUGACUUCUUUGAUCCUACAUUUGACUAUGAGAUGAUUUUCAGAGGCACUGGAGCACUGAUAUUUGUUAUUGAUUCUCAGGAUGAUUAUAUGGAAGCAUUAGCUCGGCUGCAUCUUACUGUGACCAGAGCCUAUAAAGUGAAUCCAGAUAUCAACUUUGAAAUCUUUAUCCAUAAAGUAGAUGGCUUAUCUGAUGACCACAAGAUUGAAACGCAGAGAGAUAUUCACCAGAGGGCAAAUGAUGACCUUGCAGAUGCUGGAUUGGAGAAGAUUCACCUCAGCUUUUAUCUGACAAGCAUAUAUGAUCAUUCUAUAUUUGAAGCCUUUAGCAAAGUGGUACAGAAACUGAUUCCACAGCUGCCAACACUGGAAAACCUACUUAACAUCUUUAUCUCAAAUUCUGGGAUUGAAAAAGCGUUUUUAUUUGAUGUAGUCAGUAAAAUCUAUAUUGCAACGGACAGUACUCCAGUGGAUAUGCAGACUUAUGAGCUCUGCUGUGAUAUGAUAGAUGUUGUGAUUGACAUUUCUUGUAUAUAUGGGCUCAAAGAUGAUGGCACCGGGACUCCUUAUGACAAAGAAUCAAUGGCAAUCAUAAAGCUGAACAAUACAACUGUCCUUUAUUUGAAAGAAGUGACAAAAUUUCUUGCUCUUGUUUGCUUUGUAAGAGAAGAAAGCUUUGAGAGAAAAGGAUUGAUAGACUACAAUUUCCAUUGUUUUCGAAAAGCCAUACAAGAAGUAUUUGAAGUACGAAUGAAAGUAGUGAGAUCUCGAAAACAUCAAAGCCACGUGCGAAAAAAUAAAAGACCCACCCCCAAUGGGACACCAAGAAUGCCACUGUAACUGAGGCCUACUGGCACGUGGAGAGCAAAGCUUUUCUUCAAGUUGACGUGACUUCUGCAUCUCAUUGCACUGAGUGAAGAGGAAAACAAAUGGGACUGAUGUAUUAUAUGAAUUUUCCCUGACCCUUCAGAAAGCACUGUUUAAAUAUUUUUAUCCAGUCAGUUUUUUUCAUAUAGUGAGCACUUUGAGCAAAAUGUUGUAUGUAUAAGGAUUGAGGUGAACACUUGUAAGAAUUUUCUUAAUAUAUGCUGUAAACCUUUUUCAUGCCAUAUUAAGAAAAAUCAGCUGUGACAGAAAUACUGGGUACAUAAUUUGCACUUUUUCAUGUUUUCCUUGUGGAGUUGGACUUUGAUAAACUUAGUUUUUAUGGUGAUUUUGAUGCAUGGUGUCAGGUAAAAUGUAUGCUGUAGUUUAUUUACCUGCUAAAAUCAAAUUGGUUAGUAAACAAUCAAGAAAACUUGGUAUAAUGCCUUUUAAAAUUUGUGACAGCUAAUCCGAACAUUCAUACAGAACUAAUUUCAUAUAUUUUUCAAUUUGUAAACUGAAGAAUUCUUUUGAAGUAUGGUAGCAAUAAGCACCUUGCCAGAGAUCAUAACUGGUAGGUAAAUAUUAGCUUUUAUAAAACACGCUUUUGGCCAAAUUUUACCCGGAGUUCUCCAUAACACUGGUAAUGCCCUCUGCUGGGUCUAUUUUUACUCUUUACCUCAACAUAUACCACUAAAAUACCUUUCUAUAAAGAUAAUUGUUUUGUAAAAUGGCUCUAUGUUGCAUUGGUAUUUUUAUAAGGCUCUGGAGCAGGGUGGUGUAUGUGAAAGGUUGAAUUUACAUCGGUAAGCUUGUUUUGAGAGUCUGUGCAUCUGCAGUUGGUGCAGUGAAGAAUCUGUAUGUAUUUUCAUCCUGCCAGUACAAAAACUUCAGAUGUACUGGUAGGGAAUCCUAUAGAUGUUUGCACUGGGUACAUCUGCUAUUGAAAUCAAAAGAGAUCUUUAAAAUGAGGACUGGAGAAUCUACCUGCUGUAGUAAUCAGAAUGCAUAACUGCUUUUUAUUUUAAUAUUGAUUGUGGGUGCAUUUGUCACAGGAUCAACCAGGACACCAGAGCACUUUCAAACUUAAAAAGAAGUAAAACUUACAUUCUGAAUUCUGUAUUCACUGUUUUUGUUUAAUUAGUGAUGUAAAAUUUUAGUUCCUAGUGGGAAGAACAACUCUGGUGAGGGGAGCUGUGCUUUGCCCAAUCAUCAGCUAAUCUGCCCCUAGGUGAGACAGCUGUGGAGACAGAAGCAAGGACUGAAUUUGAAAGCUUUUUUUUUUUUUUUUUUUUUUUUUUUUUUUUUUUUUUAGCUACAGCAAAGCAUAGUGCUGCAUCUUUAUUUAUGAUUCAGGAGUCGCUGGUGUUUGCUAGCUUCUCUGGAAAAGUAAGAGGGUUUUAGCCUAUGAUAAACAAGUCUAAAUUCAGCAGUGGUUUGAAUGCAAAUGCAAAGUUCCUGUAUGCUCUAUACAGUAUGUUGACAGAUCUUCAGGCUCUGGUGCUGCACUGAGUACAUGAGCUAGAAGAGCCAUUUGGCACUGAAUGCAAAGGCACUCUCUACCCGAACAUCAGCCUAAAGAGAGACCAUGAUUUCCAUUUCUUUACUGCGGCCUGAUGCACAUGGCUUUGCUUAUUUAUCUUUCUGGAACAAAUUAGCUCUUCUGGCAUGAGUCUAUCAAAUAUAUGUGGAGUUCUUAGAAAAAGGAGUUAAUAGAUGGAGCUAGGCUACUAGUUUCACUUGAUAAGUAAUGCAGUUCUGGGUGCUUGGGAAGGUGGGAAACAGCAGAAAUAGACAAAAAUGUUGGUCCUGGUGCUAGUGUGAAGGAUAAUGACAGUAGCUGUAAUGAAAGCAGAAUGCUGCAAAAACACAGAGAGUUCAAAUUCCAGUUGGUACUGUUGCCACCCACCUUCUUAGGAGAGGGUGGCUCUUCUGACCAACCUCUCUGUUAAAGUAGAGCUUUCUUCAGAGUUCACCACACUGAUGAUGGAGAGUAGCUGCCUUUUGGCAACACUCUGUUCCACAGUACUUUCACUGAAGAGCAGCCAUAAUUUUUUUUUUUUUAACCUACCAUUGUGACCCAGUCUUCUUGCUUGCCUCCUUUCAGAUGUGUGUGAGUAUGAGACAAGCACCUACCAGGCUGUUUCAUUUGUUGGACCAGACACUUAAAAGAGUAGCAGUGUCUUUUCAUACUGCCUAUGGUAUGAAUCAUGACUAAAGAAUGUGGUUUCUGUAUGUUUGGCCUUAUGUGUGAGCAUUCAUAUUUUACACCUAUAUAACCAUGCAUACCCUCAUAUUUAGAGAGACAUUUACCUUAUUUAAGCCUUUCAUUUGCCAUUAAGUUAUCUCUAAUAGUUCCCUCCAGAAUUUGACAUACACUACGCUGUGUAAUUUAGUGGUACCAGAUGAAUUUUGCUAACAUAUAAAACUUCUAAUUGGAUAUUAUUAGGAUAAAAAUAAUUUUUAUAAGAUCUCUUAUGUUUCGAACACAUUUGAUUACAAAACUUACAGAAUAUUAAAAUUAUUGCUUAAUUUUGGUAUUUUCCAGUUUAGGUGAUAGCUUGUGUGUUUUACAUCUAGUCAUUUUCUGGUCAGUACUUCAGAUUUUCAUGUACUAGCUGAAGUGACUGAGCAGUGAGGCAUGCAAGGGAUUUUUCUUUUUCUUGAAGAACGUCUUAUUUUCAGUCUCUUGUUCUUUCUAAGUUUUACUGAGAUUCUAGUUUUUAUUUUCAAGGGAGGAAACAUCCCUUAGGCUACAGGACCUUGUUCUGACAAAGCACUGUAGAGAUAUGUAUUUUUUUUAAUUGGAAAUCAUGCAAGAAGUAAACAGUUUCUGAACCAUGUAA
Molecule: messenger RNA, 4152 nt
Organism: Dromaius novaehollandiae (emu)
Lineage: Eukaryota; Metazoa; Chordata; Aves; Casuariiformes; Dromaiidae
Gene: RRAGD
Product: Ras related GTP binding D
Exons: 7
Coding region: 80-1282 (400 amino acids)
Biological process (GO): cellular response to starvation; negative regulation of autophagy
Cellular component (GO): nucleus; lysosome; Gtr1-Gtr2 GTPase complex
Molecular function (GO): GTP binding; GTPase activity
Source: RefSeq, a predicted model, not a curated record